Molecule: messenger RNA, 1416 nt
Organism: Pongo pygmaeus (Bornean orangutan)
Lineage: Eukaryota; Metazoa; Chordata; Mammalia; Primates; Hominidae
Gene: SYCE2
Product: synaptonemal complex central element protein 2
Exons: 6
Coding region: 498-1151 (217 amino acids)
Biological process (GO): synaptonemal complex assembly
Cellular component (GO): central element
Source: RefSeq, a predicted model, not a curated record
CUGGUAGUCCCAGCUACUCAGGAGGCCGAGGCAGGAGGAUCGCUUGAACCUGGGAGGUCGAGGCUGCAGUGAGCUAUGAUCACAUCACUGCACUCCAGCCUGGGCAACAGACCAAGAUCUUGUCUCAAAAAAAAAAAAAUUGUUAUGGAUAAUAUUUUCCAAGGCAGAGUGGAUAAAGUUAGAAGCACCGAAUAAAUACAGGACUCUGAGAUCCCUAUAACCUGGGCGCCCCGUGGAACCGAGGAGCCUCACAGGGGCACACAGGCGCACCCAGAGCGCACCCUCCUGUUCCCCAGCGGCGCCGACUGCGCGCGCAGCUCCCGGACCGCGAAACUGCUGCUUAACGGUCGGCCCCGCCCCGUUGGUCGCGCAAGUUCUCAAAGGGGGCGGGGCCGGGAGCACGCGUCACAACACACUCGCGCGCGGGAGCGGAGCUGGCCAGGGGCGGGGUCGGCGCAUGCGCAGAGGGUGCGAGCUUGAAGGCGGGAAAAUACGGAAUGGAGCGACAGGGAGUGGACGUGCCCCAUGUGAAAUGCAAAGACCAGGAGCCGCAGCCCUUGGGGGAGAGCAAGGAGCAUCUGCGGUGGGAAGAGAACUGCGAGGAGGAAGCUGGUGGAGGGCCAGCUAGUGCCAGUUGCCAGCUGACGGUCCUGGAAGGGAAGUCGGGACUCUACUUCUCCUCUCUGGACUCAAGCAUUGACAUCCUGCAGAAGAGAGCCCAGGAGCUGAUCGAAAACAUCAACGAGAGCCGGCAAAAGGACCACGCACUCAUGACCAACUUCAGGAACAGCCUGAAAACCAAGGUUUCGGAUCUGACAGAGAAAUUAGAGGAGAGGAUCUAUCAGAUUUAUAAUGACCAUAACAAGAUCAUCCAGGAAAAGCUCCAAGAGUUCACCCAGAAAAUGGCAAAGAUCAGCCAUUUGGAGACAGAGCUCAAACAAGUCUGCCACAGUGUGGAGACUGUGUACAAAGACCUGUGUCUCCAGCCUGAGAGCCUAAGAUUCAGACGGGGGCCAAACCACUCUAGGGGAAAGUCCCCACCACGUCCCAGCGACUCACAGCCCCCAGACGUGUUCGUUUCUUCUGUGGCUGAAACUACUUCUCAGGCCACUGCUUCAGAAGAACAGACCCACAGAGAUGGUGAAUGCUGACAGCUGCCGGGAGACUCACGCCUUAGUGACAGUCUCCAGGAGAAGACUGUGAGGCCACCAUUUGGGCCACACUGAGAAAUUGUUUUUCAUGGUUCUAUAAUGCAUCUUGGCAGAAAAAAACAAAAACCCAAAGCUCCUUGUGCUGAACUCCCAAAAUGUAGCAAGUCCAGCGCCUGCCAUAGGCCCAGCCUUCAUGCUCCCCACCCUUGGCAAGUUCUCCCCACCCCGAGCCCCACAGUUUAUUAAAUGUUUGAUUUUCAACCUG